Molecule: messenger RNA, 676 nt
Organism: Microsporum canis CBS 113480
Lineage: Eukaryota; Fungi; Ascomycota; Eurotiomycetes; Onygenales; Arthrodermataceae
Product: receptor-associated protein
Exons: 4
Coding region: 37-675 (212 amino acids)
Biological process (GO): endoplasmic reticulum to Golgi vesicle-mediated transport; intracellular protein transport
Cellular component (GO): endoplasmic reticulum; endoplasmic reticulum membrane
Source: RefSeq, a predicted model, not a curated record
UACUCCUUACCCGUUCCCCGCCAGGCAGAAGCAAUCAUGACGCUCUACUUCACCCUCGUUUUCGUCCUCCUGGUGACGGAGAUGGCAAUCUUUGUUGGUCUUAUUGUCCCGUUGCCAUUUACCGUCAAGCGGAAGCUCUUCACUUUCAUAUCAGAAAGUCCCAUCGUCGCCAAGCUCCAGUAUGGAAUGAAGAUAACUUUCAUCUUCAUUCUUAUCCUGUUUAUCGAUAGCGUGAACCGUGUCUACCGUGUACAGAUCGAGCUCACUGGCUUUGACUCCGCUAACGCCGGUCACAGACAUGCCAUUGGAACCGAACGUAUGGAAGUCCAGGCUCGCAAAUUCUACUCUCAACGCAACAUGUACCUCUGCGGUUUCACCCUCUUCCUUUCCCUCAUCCUGAACCGCACGUAUACCAUGAUCCUUGAAAUUCUUCGUCUCGAAGACAAGGUGAAGAUGUACGAAGGCGACAAGAGGGCAGGUGGCAAGGACUCAGCCAAGUUGGCUGCUGCUGGCGAUAUUGGAGAGAUUGGAAGGUUGAAGAAGGAGCUCAAGGACCGUGAGAAUGAUAUUGAAGCUUUGAAGAAGCAGAGCGAAGGCUUGUCCAGAGAGUACACCAAGCUUGGGGAUGAGAUCUCAGCUCAAAACAAGGAUAAUACCCCAAAGAAGGACCGAUGAA